AUGUGGAGUUUGACCGAGCGCUACAGCUGUGAGUGCUGUGCCGGCUGUAGCAGGAAGCACUACAGCUGGACGUACCCUUUCUUGCUUUUCCCUCUCUGCUUCGCUCAUCCUUCUCCUCCCUCCAUGCGUGUCCCAGUCACCCGUCCUGCUCAUUCCUCUUACCAAAUCUUUUUGCUCCUGUAUAGACCUGCUCCUGCCUGCCCUCCCUCUACUCCGCACCUUCCCCUCUUCAGGCUCUUACUUUCUUUCUCUCCCUCACCUCCUUACCUGCCCUCUCUCCCCUCCUCCGCACCUCCCCUCUCUCCCCCAUCAGACCUUUGGCAGCGAGGCCUUUCACUCUACUACCUUGGAAAAUUCCAGGAAGCAGCGGAGCAGUUUCGCAAGGACGUGGCGGUGAACCCCAACGACACAGAGGAGGCCAUCUGGUGUUUCUUGAGUGAGGCGCGCGUGGUGGGCGCACAGCAGGCGAGGCAGCAGUUUCUGCUCGUGGGGCAGGACCCUCGGCCUGUCAUGCGCGCUGCCAUGGACGUCUUUCAGACGGGCGGUGACCCUAAGAAGAUCCUGGCAGCAGCGGCGGCUGACUUUGGGCGGCCAUCUGCACUGUUCUAUGCAAAUCUCUAUGUUGGUCUGUUCCAUGAGAGCGAGGUGAGACCCUCUUGA
Molecule: messenger RNA, 660 nt
Organism: Closterium sp. NIES-65
Lineage: Eukaryota; Viridiplantae; Streptophyta; Zygnematophyceae; Desmidiales; Closteriaceae
Source: the annotation of a GenBank genome assembly